This is a messenger RNA of Nicrophorus vespilloides, 2242 nucleotides long. RefSeq names its product protein spartin. The transcript is spliced from 6 exons. Gene Ontology annotation, biological process: negative regulation of BMP signaling pathway; cell division. The coding region runs from base 476 to 2224 and encodes 582 amino acids. NCBI's taxonomy places the organism in Eukaryota, Metazoa, Arthropoda, Insecta, Coleoptera, Silphidae. The record is from RefSeq and is a predicted model, not a curated record. Gene Ontology annotation, cellular component: plasma membrane.
AAAUUACGACCAGGGGAAUCUCCGUUACCAACGGAUUUGAAUGUCGAGCACAUUUCAAGUUCAUUUCCUAUAGAAUCAUUGCCUAAAAUUAAACAUCCCCAAUCACGUUGAUAAUACGGACACGCACGGACUUUCAAGUAAUGUGAUUACAUAAAGAUGUUAGGUAUUGCGUAAGAAAUUAUCUCAAAUUACGCAACAUCAUCGUAUCUUUGCGUCACGUUGGCAUCGCGCGAAAUUUGAAAGUAACAACUAUAAAAAGAAAAACAAAAACAAAAACACCGGCGCAGCGCAAUUAAAAUUUGUUCAUUGUUCCACUUUAUUAAAUUGAUUGUUUUUCUCUCGGUCUCUUUGUUUUUAAUUAAUUACAAAAUCCUCGGUGCAAAGGUCGAAGCUGUUUAUUAACUUUUAUUCCCCCCAAGUGAUUGCGUGCGUGCUUGCGUGUAUUGAUUCUUUUUUCUAUCUUUCCUUGUCGCCGAUGCUUUGUUUAUUGCUGAACGCUAUAGACAUGGGCAACGGGGCUUCAGCAAAUUCCAUCUGGGCGCACGAAUUCAGACAGCUGAAGAGCAUCCACGAUGAGGCCUUCCUUGUCAUCCAGGAGGCAAUCAGUCUGGAGGAGAACGAGAGCCCCAACAGAGCUGUGGAAAAGUACAAGGAGGGCAUAGAGAAGAUAGACAGUGCCCUGAGUGUUGUGAUAACUUGUCCGGAGAGUCCAGAUGAUAAAUGGGUUGCAGCAUGCCAGAUGGUGCAGAAGAUGAAGCAGACCCGCGGCGAGCUUCUGGCGAGGAUCAAUUCAAUAACGUCCUCGCCCGGAUACAGGCACGAGGAGCCUCCACCCACCUACGAUGAUGCCACCUCGUCUACGAACAGUUCCGUUUUCACGUACACGCAGCUCGCCGAAGCUCUGGACAAUAUGCAGGAGGUGAAUCCGCAGGGACCGGCAGAGAUUCUCUUCACCCAUGACAAUGUACUAUUAUAUUUCAUCUCGGCGGACGGUAUCGUCAUUUCCACGUCGGAGCCGCAGACCUUGAAUAUCGCUUUAGUCUAUGGUGAUGAGGAAACGCCACCAAAAGCCUUUCUGCAAAUCGGCAAUUGGACUUAUCCAUUGGUGCCGGGCGUCUCACCUUGCUACAGGACAGAGUACAGGGCAUUCAUAUUUCCCGAUGUGCACUCGGAUAUCGAAGGGUCGACGGUUGCUUUCAUCUUGCCGGAGGAAGCGGAUCAAAUUGUACUCGAAUUGUUGGAGAGUCUUCUUCAUGGGGUCGUCAAGCAGAUUGGGCAGCGAGAUGAUCAGCUGGUGUUGAGUCGAGCUCGCAGGGAGCAGAGAUCCGCUACCGCAGACACCAUCCUCACCGGGGCCAAUUACAUUUCGAAGGGUCUCGUCUGGGGCGCUCAGAAGACAGGAGAUUUGCUCAACUACGGAACACCGAAACUUCUAAACAGCAUGAGACCUGCGCCAAGUACGGCGACGAUUCCAGAGAACGUCUCCAAGGGGCUUCAUAUUGCAGAGAAGACGACCAGUAAAGCCGUCGAGGCGACAGGAUUCGUUGCGGAAAAGCUGGGCGUUGCCACCUCAAAACUGGGUCACUUCCUUGCGCCUCACAUUCAGCGUCAAGGCACCAAACUGCUGAGCAAAGGGUUCAACAUGAGCGAGGCCGAAGCAUCGUCAAAGGUCAACGGCGUCCUCACGGUGGCGGCCGGCGCCGUCGAGGGUUUCGGCACGAUCUACACGGGUCUUGAGACGUCCGCCUCAAUACUCGGAUCGAAUCUCAAAGAAAACAGUGUGAGGAUCGUCAAACAUAAAUAUGGACAUUCCGCCGGGGAGGUGACUGGCACUACACUCAACACCGUCGGCAACGUGUGGAACAUCAGGAACAACGCUCGUUUCUUCACUCCCAAAGGGUUUGCCAAGUCGACUGCCAAGCAGACGGGACGUGCUCUGGUGCAGCAGGACUACGCCGGACCGUCGACGAGCAGCGGAUAUCCUCCAAACGUAAGAAACUCAAAUUCCUCGUUGAUUUCGGAUGACGAUGAGGUCGUCACCGCAGCAGCCGCCGGUUUAGUUAAUUUCGAAAAUAUCAUCCGAUCGCAAAAUGAUGGCCGUCCACCAAUCCACCCGCAGCUCUACCCUUCACUACCAACAGCCACAACAACAGCAGCAGCAACGACGAUGACGACGUCCACCGAUGGCAGCAAACAAUCUGAUGAAAAGGUCGAACUGCGAUAAAGUUUACCUGUUACUGUA